Schistocerca serialis cubense is the source of this 3131-nucleotide messenger RNA. Its product is annotated as GTP-binding protein drn-1-like. The transcript has 5 exons. The coding region runs from base 157 to 1005 and encodes 282 amino acids. Lineage: Eukaryota; Metazoa; Arthropoda; Insecta; Orthoptera; Acrididae. Gene Ontology annotation, molecular function: GTP binding; GTPase activity. The record is from RefSeq and is a predicted model, not a curated record.
CUCCUCCUCGCCCCGUAACGCGCGUGAGCGUUGCGCGCCUCCUCCUAGCUCAGCAGGAAGGUCUACACGGCUACCAGCAUCACCACCUCAGGCUGCCGAUCGAGACCUCUUGGCCUGUUGCAGGUACCCUCAUGGACAGCCGCCGCUGAGGAGGCCAUGUCGCCCAACCGACCAGUCAAGGCGCGCCCCCAGUUUCGGCGCAGGUUCAGCCUCCAGCCGUCCUUCUUCAAGGACGAUGCCGAGGGAGAGGGCAAGCUGCACACGCCCAGCCGGUCUACGAGCCGCGUGGACGCCGAGCCGUCGGGGAGCAGCUCCCCGGCGACGGACGCGCGCCACCGCGUCGUCGUGAUGGGCGCCGCCAAGGUGGGCAAGACGUCCAUCAUCUCGCGCUUCCUGUACGGCACCUUCUCGGACAAGUACAAGCGCACGGUGGAGGAGAUGCACCACGGCGAGUUCAGCGUGGGCGGGCUGCGCCUCACGCUCGACAUCCUCGACACGUCCGGCGCGUACGAGUUCCCCGCCAUGCGCGCUCUAUCCAUCUCCUCGGCGGACGCCUUCAUCCUCGUCUACGACGUCACCGACGCCGGCACUUUCGAGGAGGUGCGGGCUCUUCGCGACCAGAUCCUCGAGACGAAGGGCGCCGCGCCCGCCCCCAUCGUCGUAGUCGGCAACAAGACUGACCUGCCGGAGGAGCAACGGGAGGUGGAGCUGGAGACGACAGAGUCUGUGGUGACGGUGGACUGGGAGAACGGCUUCGUGGAGGCGUCGGCCAAAGACGACGUGAACGUGACGGAGGUGUUCAAGGAGCUGCUGGCGCAGGCCAAGGUGAAGUACAACCUGAGCCCGGCGCUGCGGCGGCGGCGCAAGCUGUCGCUGGCGCGCCACUCCAUCUCCGAGGGGCCUGGCGCCAGCGCCUCCUCGCACAUCCCGUCUCCCCAGCAGCUGCAGCACCUGCAGGAGCUGCGCGAGAAGCACGCCAAGAGGAACUCCUGCGUUCUCUCAUAGAAUCCGCAAUACGGGAGUAGAACACCGUAGCGUCUUCUGCCUGUCGGUGUGAGCCCCGCAUAAGACACUGCUGUCAUGGUUGUCCUCGUUAUGCGCCUACACGUGUAAAUAUUUUCAUCGGCGGAGAUGUGUGACAGCGACUUCUUGGUUACAUUAAGAAAUUACCCACACGUACGCAGAUGUCGGUGAAGGCAAAAAUGAAAUUCUACCUUUUUUUCUACUGUUGUAAGAUGAGAGAUGCUAUACAGUCUGCGUUACAGCAAAAGCUCCUUUCGUUGUAACAUGCCCCAACUACAAUAUUCCUUGCGGUUGUCCCACACCCUUUAGAAAGAGUCGACAAUAAAAGGUAAUACUGAAACAGCUGCAUCGCAGCAGACUCAUGUUUAACACAGGUGGUUUUCAUCGUGGAGAAUCAUGUCAUUCACAUGGCAUCUUCCUCGUAAGAACGUUUUUAUUUAUUCUUGAUAACGACUGAUAAAUUUGCUUUAUUCGUAUUGCUCAUAGGCUGUGUCUGUUAGUGUUCAAGAGAUCGCUUGUGUUUCAGUGUUCUGUCCGCUCCUUAUUACCUCACCUGCACCGUAAUACUUGGAAUACUGCAACACAAAAAGCUUCUGCUCGAGUCCACAUAUCCUUAAUACUGGAGCUAAGGAAUGAUUUACCGAAUAGUACAGGAAGAAACGUUACCAAACUCGUACAUAUUUCCUUCUGAAAUUUAGAGAAUAAAAAAAAAUACCCGUCCUUCAAAGGUACACUUACGUGUAAAAGGAUAUGAGCAUUUAUUAUGUCCCUCAUCAUUAUUAUAUUUUUUCUUCGAUUAGCUUGCAAUACAAGUAAAUUUGCUUUCGAUAAUGGAGAAACCGCGAUUAGAGCAACACAUAUUACCAAACCGUAUUCAUUUACCUGUCAAAGUAACAUUAGCGAUGUUCGUCGAUAAUCAACUGUGGCGUAUAUAUGAUUUGAAACCACUUUCAAAAUUCUGUCAUCGUAAAAACGUUUGAAAAGAAGCAUAGGCAGAUUCGUUAAGAAAUGACAGUUCAUACUGGAUAAUAAUUAAGAAAUAAUGCUGAAUCUUCUUCAGAAGGCACUGCAACCUGCACUAAGCGGAAUUGCCUUGAUUAUUUUAAGCUACGUUAUGUCUCAGGUAAUGCAGAUAACUCAAAGACGAGCGUUAGCUCUGCCGUACAUUUGGAAGCUGUAAAUAAAUACGACACCACAACUGUUUCUCAAUGUUUGAAAGUGGAACAUCCAUGCAAUCACUGUCUCACAUCUCAGUGUUCCAAUUUUUAAAUUUUAAGAAAAUUGUCUUACCGUAUGAUACUUAUUUUUAGACUAAUUGUGUAAACUGAUAUUUAAUGUCUCUUCUAUCGAAUGUCAAUAUCUGUGAAACCAAGUAUUUUCUGGGGUAUUCAUAUUAUAGCCAGUAAAAUCCAUCCGAAUUCAUUACAGUGAAGGCCGCAGUCGACUGUAAUUAUCAAAGACUAAGUCGCAUGAAAUGCUGUUGAGUGUAGGAUGUGGCAGAGAUGUAAGUCAACAGUUGGUUACUAAAAGCUGAUACUACAGUCUGUUAAUGUACUCGUAUAAUGUAUAACGACCACUUCAAAACACCAAUUACUAAUCAAAUUUUACUGUAAACUAUUUAUAAGACUAUUAAAUCUAAGAUUAUAUUCUUGGUCAAUAUUAGGAUCAGUCCUACCAUAUUUUUAGCAUUUUAAUGUACAUCCAAAUCUGUGAGAUAAUAUGUAUAGAUAUGUUUAUUUCAGGGUUCUAUAAAGCAUCAUCUCUUCGUGUGGCAUCGUUUCUUGGCAGUUUCGAAAGUAAUUUACAGUGGAAAUUUAAUGUAAGAUUUCUUUAUAUAUGUGACAGAUGGUCUUAAGAGGUAUCAGCCAUCUCUAAUGUUGUGUCAAUAAAGCAAAAGGCUGAACAACUCACCUUGUGUUCUGUUAAAACAUAAAGGUUCGAAAAAAACUGAAUGUUAUUACAGUAACAGUUGCACUUCUCAAGGGCUCCAGGUCGCACCAUAUUCCAGAUGCAGUUGCUUUGACGCACUGCAUUGGAAUAUCGAUGACACGCGCAUGAAGAAUACGUGUAUCUGUGGUAUUCAUAAAAAUGCAAACACGCUGCAGAUA